This is a messenger RNA of Lolium perenne, 1195 nucleotides long. Its product is annotated as dehydration-responsive element-binding protein 2C. Gene Ontology annotation, cellular component: nucleus. Gene Ontology annotation, biological process: response to stress; positive regulation of DNA-templated transcription. Gene Ontology annotation, molecular function: transcription cis-regulatory region binding; DNA-binding transcription factor activity. The record is from RefSeq and is a predicted model, not a curated record. Lineage: Eukaryota; Viridiplantae; Streptophyta; Magnoliopsida; Poales; Poaceae.
GCUAUGCCAGCCAGCAGCAGAUACAUCGAACAUCGACCAACCCGCCAUCCAUCAUCAAUGGAGCAGGCCGGGGCGCAGCAGCAGCAGCAGGCGGUGAUGCCGACGACGAAGCAGAAGAAGUGCUGCCCGCUGCGGCGGUCGCGCAAGGGGUGCAUGAAGGGCAAGGGCGGGCCGGACAACCAGCAGUGUCCCUUCCGCGGCGUGCGCCAGCGCACCUGGGGCAAGUGGGUCGCCGAGAUCCGCGAGCCCAACCGCGGCGCGCGCCUCUGGCUCGGCACCUUCGGCAGCGCGCUCGACGCCGCACGCGCCUACGACGCCGCCGCCAGGGCGCUCUACGGCGACUGCGCCAGGCUCAACCUCGCCCAGCAGCUGACGCGCGCCCAAGCGCAGCCGCAGCCGAUACCGCUGCAGCAGCUCCCGCCUCCGGUCGAAGCGCCGGGGACGCCCUGCUGCUCCUCCUCCAACAACUCCAACUCCACGUCGUCUACUCCGACCGAUGUGGUGGACUGCAGCGCCUGGAUGCAGCAGCCGACGUCGGAGGCGGCGGAGGACUUCGAGGCGUACGUCACGCGCCUGCCAAAGGCGGAGGACUUCGGGCUCGAGGGCUUCCAGGAGGUGCCCCUCGAGGUGCUCGACGAGGCCGGCGGCGCGAUCAGCAUCUGGGACCUCUCCGUCGCGCCGGACAUGGUGGCCGCCGCCUCCACCUCGGCUGCGGCCUGCGCCGUCCCGCACCAGCGGCUCCAGCAGCCCGCGUGGUGAGCUCCGUUCCGGUCGAGCAUAUGGGCAUACAAACAAGUGACAGUCAUAAGCUAGAGUUAUACAUACAUCAUCGUUCGUCUCUACCCCGUUGUUACCGUCGCAGCUGCUGUAGAUAGCGGGCUAGUUUGGUACUACCUCAAGUCCUUUUUCUUCUCUUCCGUCGUUGUAGUGUAGAGUAAAUAUUGGUGGGCAGGCAGGUGUGCAUGUGUGUGUAUAUGAUAUAUUUGUGCGUGGGAGGAGGAUAGUCAGUCUAAGUCUCACUAGUGCACUGCUGCGCUAGUGACUAGUGAGAUGAAAUGGUCGAUGAGAUCGGAUGUACAGCGGAUCGAUGUGCACAUAUAUGGUGUAACAUGUUAAUGUGUUGGUACGUCGAUCCAUUGAUCGAUCCAUCCAUCGGUCGGCCAUUUUACAUGUGAUAAUGGUGUUAUGUUGGUCA